Striga hermonthica is the source of this 525-nucleotide messenger RNA. Lineage: Eukaryota; Viridiplantae; Streptophyta; Magnoliopsida; Lamiales; Orobanchaceae. The record is from the annotation of a GenBank genome assembly.
AUGCGGCAGAAGUUUAAUUCCUCUUUGGUGGUCGACAUCUUUGUCCGCAUCCCCGGCGACGAAGUUGACGAUGCGUCCUCCCUCCUGCCCAAUAUCAACUCGUUCGGCCUUAGUGCUUUACUGACGGUAGACCGCAAAGCAGAUGUGGUUGUCGGCUACUCUGUCGUGUGUAUGGAGGAGAAGGACAUGGAGGAGGGAUUGUUUCCAGUGAAGAGCAUGGACGAGGCCAUCGAGAUUCUGCUCGCUCGGAGGCCGAAGAAAUUGCUGGAGUUGACGAGGUUGUCGUUCUGUAAUCCGGCCAAGGACUUGUCGUAUUGCUCUCUAUCGAAUUUUAUUGAUGUGGAAGAUUCGAUAAUCUUUUUUAUGAUAAUCCUAAACAAUGGCAUCUGUAUGCUGACUUCAUCAGCAGCGUCAAAAGAUAGAUUAGAUAUUUACGUGGAUGACUUGAGAGUCAAUCAGUUCGUGGACAAAAUGGACGUCGGCGAUGAGGAAAUUGAACCCGACGAGCUCGAGAAUCAGAUGUAG